Pocillopora verrucosa is the source of this 5720-nucleotide messenger RNA. RefSeq lists its product as uncharacterized. Gene Ontology annotation, molecular function: metalloendopeptidase activity. Lineage: Eukaryota; Metazoa; Cnidaria; Anthozoa; Scleractinia; Pocilloporidae. The record is from RefSeq and is a predicted model, not a curated record. Gene Ontology annotation, biological process: proteolysis.
UGUAGUUAGGCUCUGAAAGCAAGAAGUUUGCAGAGGAAGAUGAAAGUUGGCGUCUGGUUGAUCAUCAGCACAUUGUGGUUGCUUUUGCAAUUCGCAAGCUCCCAGUUUGCAAACAUGGCCUAUCAAAGCGACUAUCACAUCACAUUCCCGGAACGCGUGGAUGGCAGGCGGGGAAAAAGGGAUUUGUCAACAUCUGAAAAGGGAGUUCACGUGGAUGACGCCUCCUAUCGACUGAAUACCCCUGACAAGGACUGGACCCUAGAUAUAAAACGAAAUAAAGAUCUUAUUUCUCCAUCAUUUGUCGUUCGCACAUUUGCUAGUGAUGGUUCAGAAGUUAUUCAAGAGGGAGGUCCUGAUCAUUGUCAUUAUCAAGGGUCCAUCCGAGGCCUAGCAGAUUCAACCGUUGUGUUAAACACUUGUUCAGGACUGAGGGGGCUCGUAGAUGAUGGCAAAGAUACAUUUUAUAUUACACCUGAGUCUGGAGGAGAAGAAACUGGCGCCCACAAAAUAUUCCAAGCAAAUGAAGACGAAGCCAAACACAUCCUGGAUAACUGCGGAAACAAAGAAACUCAUGCAGAUUUGCAUCAAUCAGUGGAAAAGUCAGGUGUUAUGUCUCGGAUAAGACGAAGCAUAUCGGGCCACGUUGAUGAAUUCUACAAACCAUUUUUGACAACAGAUGAGACGAGAUACAAUGAGCUGUUAUUGGUUGUAGAUUUUGGAAUGUACUUGAAACACAACAAUGACACCAAAGUAAUCACGGACCGAGUGAUAACACUGGCAAACGCUGUUGAUGCCAUUUAUCAGCGGAUAAAUAUCAGGGUAGUCUUGAAAGCGUUGGAAAUUUGGACGAAUGGCGAUCCUUUUGAGCGUCAAAAGAAAGGAGGACCUGACCUUGGUCGCUUUACUUCAUAUCGAAACGACCAUUUAAUAAAAAAAUUUCCUCAUGACAACGCACAGUUACUGAGCGAGUGGCGUUGGUCUGACUGUGCUGGCAUGGCGUUCCUAUUUGGGAUGUGUGGCUCUGUAUCAACCGGUGUUAAUAAUUGGGAUUAUGGAAGCAUCAUUGGCCCUUAUGUAAUACUGGCACAUGAAAUGGGUCACAACUUUGGAUUCAGCCAUGACGAAGGAAGCUGCAAGUGUUUGACCCCAAGAGGCUGCAUCAUGGGCGGUCACAAGGCCAGAGUUCCAGGAUUUUCUAACUGUAGUAUGACUUCACUUCAAAGACUCAAUGAUUGGUGCUUAUAUAACGUGCCAACACACAAGUCUUAUAACAGUUAUUGUGGGAAUGGAAUCCGUGAAGAAGGAGAAGAAUGUGACUGUGGCACUCCUGAGAUGUGUCAGAUCAAGGAUUCUUGUUGUGAGCCUCACAACUGUGUUCUUAAAAAGGAAUCGCAGUGCAGUGACCUACACCAUUCAUGCUGCGAGAACUGCCUGUACAAGAAACAAGGAUCGUUGUGUCGUGGAGUCAAAACAGAUUGUGAUGUUCCGGAAUACUGCACUGGUAAUUCUCGGGAUUGUCCAGGAGAUUCAUACAUAAUCGAUGGAUACCCUUGCAAUCAAACUAAAACAAUUAUACAAGGAAACACCAACUAUUUUAGUGUGAACCACAGAACCCUGAAUCCAAGAGUCAGCGCUCGAUAUCUUCGUAUCAAUCCUCAGUACUGGAAUGGCUGGCCUUGUCUAAGAACGGAGUUUCUGGGGUGUUCAGCGGGUGAAGUUAGUCCAACUGCCGCAACUCCUCUUAAGUCAUACGGUCUGGAUCUUUGUCUCACUCCAUCAAACCAGUCUUGCUCGCCAAAUGACAACGACCGCUUAAUAUACAGACCUGGAGGUCUGUGCUCAGAAAGUCAUUUCCAAUUUACACUUGAUGCAGACGGGGUGUUACGUCAUAAUUGCAGUGGUAAAAUGGUGUGUCCCGAGAAUGGCGGCACUGGUAAUGGUGUGAAGAUUGUUGUUAGCAGUACGUGCAAAACAGAAGAUUCGAAAUUUAAGCGGACAUCAGGACGGUCUCUGAAGCAUCUAAAUACCGGGAAAUGCGUCCAUACAUAUGGAGCUUGGCCUGGCGUCGACAGACACAUGGUAUUGUGGUCAGGAUGCGAUGAACGACGGCUGGAACUAUGGUUUGCAAAGCAAGAGUGUGUGGACCCUCUCGGAAUGCAGAGCGGUGAUAUUAAAGACAGCCAGAUCACUGCGUCUUCAUCCAGACCAGCAGAUCUCCCGCAUUAUGGCAGGCUGCAUAACGGAAAGUACUGGUGUGCCAAAGAGAAAAACAAAAACGAGUACAUACAGAUUGACUUUGGACAGGUACGAACGGUGAGCAAAAUUUUGAUACAGGGACGUGGAAACUGGUACGACUGGGUGACUGGCUUCUACUUGUUCCUCAGCAAUGAUGGUCAGCGGUGGACUGGUUAUUCAGAGAGUGGAGACAAACAACAUUCCAAUUCGCAUUGCUACCAAGGAAAAUGCAGCGAAAUUCACGAAACUCAGUGCAAAGACUUGUGGGGAGCAACCGCCAAUAAUGCCGACCAAGGAUGUUAUGACAAACUAAACACUGAAGCUGCUGGAUUUGGCACAUGUGAUCCAGUUACAAAUGCAUCAUGCGCUGCAAGUAACGUGUUAUGCGGUCAGCUUCAAUGUGAAGACAGCAGAGAUAAACCUGUUGUUGACUACGGAUGGACAUACACCAAGAUAAGUUUAGAUAAUGGGAAACAAUGCAGUGCUGCAACCUUAAAAUCUAUAGAUGACCUCGGUGAGGGAAUGGUUAGAGAAGGGACAAAAUGUGGAGAUGAUAAGAUGUGUAUAAAUUACAAGUGUCAGUCAUUUGAUUCUCUCGACAUUGGCAAUUGUCCGGUGGCAAAUAACAAGGAGUGUGGGGGAAGAGGAGUUUGCACUAACAAAAAGUUGUGUCAUUGUGAGGGAGGAUUUGAUUCUAAAGACGGUUGCGCAUCGGCUCUGGUACCUCGAGAUGGAGCCUGGGGUGAGUGGUCGUCAUGGACUGUGUGUGACAAGGGUUGUGAUGGUGGAAAGAGAAGAAGACAUCGGUUCUGUGACAAUCCGUUCCCCCUACAUGGAGGUGCUGACUGCCCCGGAGACCGACAUGAAAAACAGGAUUGUAAUACACAAAGCUGUCCGGUGGUGAUUUCAUGCCAUCACUUGCGUCAAGUGGGGGAUGAACAGAAUCAUUACUAUCCUGAUGGUGUCUACAAGAUUUACCCCACGGGCUCUCAGCCAAUCAUGGCGUACUGUGAUAUGUCGCGUGAUGGUGGAGGAUGGACACUAUUGGUUACCAGUCAUACUAACACCUGGACGGCACAGAAUGUUAAAUUGCGAAAUGCGAACUCUCCAAAGUUGACUGAUGAUCACUCCAUUCUGCAGUAUGCAGACAGUAUUAAGGAUAAUAUUAACGUGGCAGGUUCUACGUUUGAGUAUCGAUUAGAGGCUCAAAGCCAAGAUCGCUGGGGAGGUAUCUGGGAGGCGCCCAGAGGUUUUACGUUCACAGCUGACAACAACAAACAGACGAAUAUUCAGCUGGUUAAGAAGUUUGACAAUUGGGAAUAUUCAGACAGUGGGAUUGAACAAAGAAUGCCAUGGAUUUCUGAUGCCAGGUUAACUACAUCCCAUCAUGCCUAUCGCAGCUGGUGGGGAACAAUAACAGGAGACGCUAAGGAAUACCACCCUGCACCUUGGAUUGCUGGUCACCUUAUGGAGAGUCAGCCAUCAUAUAUCUGGUACUGGAUGAGAGAGGGACUUUUUAAUAUGCCUGGCUCCUGUAAAGAAGUGUUCUUCAGAGGAUUGCUGACUAACCCUGUCUCAGAUGGAGUUUUCGCAAUUAAACCUCCUGGACAGCAAAAAGUUAAAACGUAUUGUGAUUUCACGACCGAAGGAGGACCCUGGACACUACUUGUGACAAGCAAGACCCACAGUGGGUGGAAUAAAGACAACAUGAAAAAAAGAAACUCAGACAAACCUUCUCUACAAGAUGACUAUUCCAUACUGGGGCUUGCAGACGCCAUAAAGGACUCUGACAAAGCUCAGGAAUUCUUUCAAUACCGAAUUGAGGCAGACGGCAAAACCCGUUGGGGAGGGAUCUGGGAAGCGCCACGUGACUAUACAUUCCUAUCUACGUGCGACAAACAAACCAAAGUAAAAAUCGUAAAGAAGUUCGAUUCGUGGGACGAGAACAGCAACUUGGGAAAGCGCAUGCCUAGACUGGGAUUAUCUAAAGAUCUGUUAUUAAGCAGUGCGUCAACUGUGGAUGAACCGUCAGGGUCCUUGGUGUAUAACAGUGGCGCCAGCUCCGCCUCGUAUCUGGAGCAAGAGAAGCCAAACCCGAGUGUUGUGAGAUACUGGAUGAGAGAAGGAGCGAGGUUAUCUUGCAACGAUUUGAAAUUACACGGAAUGAGAGCUGGUAACAAGUAUGGCGAGGAUAGUUUCCAACUGAUGAAAGUCAGAGAUACCCAGUACCUCCCGGUCUACUGCGAUAUGACAACUGCUAAAGGAGGUUUCACUCUUAUAGUGACGAGUGCUCACAACAAUUGGACUCGGGCACAGGUCCCACACAGAAAUGCCCUUUAUCCAGGACUGAAUCGAGAUUACUCCAUCUUAGAUUUAGCAGACAGUAUUAAAAGCCUGAACAACAAUGGCACAUUCCAGUACAUGAUGGAUGCUCAUUCUAGACGUCACUGGGGAGGGAUUUUUGAAGCUCCUAAGUCCUACAGCUUCAUGGCAUCGGAUUCUUCGCAAACCCACGUCAACCUAACGAGGAAGUUUGACAAUUGGGAGUAUUCUUGGUGGAAUUCAUUAAACAAGAGAAUGCCGUGGUUUGACGCCAAAGGAACUCACCACAUGGCUCUGCUGACCACAUCCGACAGCCCCACCUACUACCCGUCGGGUUCGAUCAUUUGGGGGGGCCCCGAUCGGUUUCCGUCUGAUUGGAUUUGGGCUGGGGGGAUGAGAAAUCCUGGGGUUAUCUGGUACUGGCUAAAUGAGGAUGACUGUGAUGAGGAUAGAAAACCAGUGGAUGGCGGACUAACUGAGUGGGGUGAAUGGGGGAGAUGUGACAAAUUAUGCGAACCUGGUAAGCAUCGAAGGUACAGAACAUGUACAAACCCCAGGCGACGUUGUGGUGGAAAACAGUGCGAUCCAAGCAUUCCUACACAAGACGAAGGGAACUGCUUUUAUUGCCCUGAAAGUGGAAUACGAAGCUACGGUGACUUCUGUGUGGCCCCAAACGAAGGAGGUUGUUCUCCUCCUGAUGGGAGUUAUCUUAUCUUUACGAAAAGGGAAGGCACAGCUUGUAAUGUGACCGAUCAGAUUUUUGUUCUUGACCAAGAUGGCGUUAUUCAUCACAAAUGCAGCAAGAAAGUAGUCUGUCCACAGGACAAUAACCCUACUUACUACAAAAAACUCAUGCUGAAGGAUAAAUGUGAUCUGAGUAUUUCUAAGCAUAUCAGGUUGGCGGCUCAUUAUAACCUGAAGAAUUUGAAGCACAAUUUUUGCGUUCACCCAAACGGUGGAUGGCCUGGGGAGGGAGUGCACUUGAAUUACUGGCCAGGAUGUGACGAGGAAAGGUUGAAACUCAACUUCUUUAAACUUGGUGCACCAUCGGCCUGAGUUCCAGUGGGGAGAAGAACUUAUUCGCUUAUUGGUAAAAAAAGGUGUAUUAGCAUAGCGAUAUGUUACAAUCUAGAUGAUGGAUAAUAAAGACUCAAGUUACAAAU